Papaver somniferum (opium poppy) is the source of this 3957-nucleotide messenger RNA. Its product is annotated as DNA mismatch repair protein MSH7-like. Gene Ontology annotation, molecular function: mismatched DNA binding; ATP-dependent DNA damage sensor activity; ATP binding. Gene Ontology annotation, biological process: mismatch repair. The record is from RefSeq and is a predicted model, not a curated record. The transcript has 17 exons. The coding region runs from base 47 to 3637 and encodes 1196 amino acids. Gene Ontology annotation, cellular component: MutSalpha complex; nucleus. Lineage: Eukaryota; Viridiplantae; Streptophyta; Magnoliopsida; Ranunculales; Papaveraceae.
UCUCUCCCUCCCUCUCUCAUCUCUCUCUCUCUCUUAGGGUUUCAAAAUGAAUCGACAGAAAUCAAUUCUUUCAUACAUGCAAAAGAAACAAGAAGACCAGAAAUCUACGAUUCCUUCUAAUGCUAACAAUUUUCCUUGUCAGUCUCAAAAGCAAAAUCAAACGAGAUUUGAACAAUUUGGUAUGGGGAAAAAUAAUCUAGAAGAUGAUUUUGUAGUGGUAGGAACUGAUACUCCACCAGAGAAGUUGCCUCGUAAGAUUCUCCCUUCAAACUUUAAAGCUAAUCAUCCUGAUGCCGCCGGUGCUGCUGGAUCUUCUUUGUUUUCAAGUAUAUUGCACAAAUUUUCAAGGGAAGGUCAUGAAAAACCGAAUCAAAGGAACCAAGGUGAUUGUGGUUUAUUUAAUAGUUCAUCGAAAAUUAGCAAAAAUGAUGAUGGAUUAUUUAAACAACAAACACCUGUGAAAAACUCACAAACAACUAGUAUUGAAGCCAAGCUCAGUGAUAAUAAUUUUGGUUUAGGGGAUCUUUCAGAUUGUGGAAUUUUGGAUGAUUUUUUUGGCCUGGAAACACCAGCUAAUACACGACCUCUUGUUCCUCGUUUCAAAAGAGUUCAACAAGAUUUUAUGGGUUUCAAUGCUGAUGAUGAUAAGAAUGUUUCGGACUUCGCGAAUAUGAAAAGUAAAAGAGUGAAGUUAAUUGAAGAAGAACCAGUUAAUGAGAGCAAGAAAUCCACAAUGAAUAAGUUUGAAUGGCUUAAUGAUAAGAAUGUAUCGGACUUUUCGGAUUUAAGAUCUAAAGGAGUUAAUUUAUUUGAAGAAGAACCAGUUAUUGAGAGCAGGAAAUCCCCGACAAAAACAUUUGAAGCUAAUAAGAGUAAUUUUGAAUGGCUUAAUGAUAAGAAUGUUUCUCCAUUUCCGGAUUUGAAAAGUAAGAGAGUGAAGUUCCUUGAGGAAGAACGAGCUAAUGAAAGCAAGAAAUCCACAACAAAAACAUUUGAAGCUAAUAUGAGUAAGUUUGAAUGGCUUAAUUCUUCUUCGAUUAGAGAUGCCAGUGGGAGACGACCUAGGGACCCUCUGUAUGACAAGAGGACACUUUAUAUACCACCUGAUGAUAUGAAAAAGAUGUCUGCAUCACAAAAACAGUAUUGGAGUGUUAAGUGUCAAUAUAUGGAUGUUCUGCUCUUCUAUAAAGUGGGUCAGUUUUAUGAGCUAUAUGAAUUAGACGCCGAAAUUGCCCAUAAGGAGCUUGACUGGAAGCUUACAUUUAGUGGUGUCGGGAAAUGCAGACAGGUUGGUAUAUCUGAGGCUGGAAUUGAUAAGGCUGUUCGUACGCUGAUUGGUCGUGGGUUCAAGGUUGGACGAGUAGAAAAGACAGAGACAUCAGAGCAAGCCAAAACUAGAGGAAGAACUGCGAUUAUUCAAAGGAAACUAGUUCAAGUUGUCACACCAGCAACUACAAUAGAUGGUAACAUUGGGCCCGAUGCUGUCUAUUUACUUGCGUUAAAAGAGGAGCAAUGCGACACUGAAAAUGGUUUGAUUGUAUACGGAUUCGCUUUUGUUGACUGUGCCUCGUUAAAGUUUUGGGUUGGUUCCAUAACAGACGAUGCUUCCUGUGCAGCUUUGGGGGCUUUGUUGAUGCAAGUGGCACCUAAGGAGGUUAUAUAUCAAAGCACUGGGAUGUCUAAAGAAGCUCAAAAAGCGCUCAAUAAGUAUUCAUCCGCAGGUUCUGCUAAGUUGCAACUGACUCCUUCACCAUCAGACUCAGAUUUUACUGAUGCUUCCAAGGUCAGGCAGAUGAUACAUUUCAAGGGGUACUUUAGAGGGUCUCUUAAUUCCUGGGGUUCUGCACUUGAUGGUGUUAUUCACCGUGAUAUAACCAUCUCUGCGCUUGGGGGACUUGUUUGCCACUUAUCCAGGUUAAUGCUUCAUGAUGUUUUGUCCAAUGGAGAAGUUUUACCGUACCAAGUCUACAAGGGUUGCCUCAGGAUGGAUGGGCAGACCCUGGUAAACCUUGAGAUUUUCACUAAUAAUGUCGAUGGGGGCUCCACAGGUACUCUAUAUAAAUAUCUUGAUAACUGUGUGACAUCAUCUGGUAAACGACUUCUACGGAGCUGGAUUUGUCAUCCAUUAAAGGACGCGGGGGAGAUCAAUAACAGACUUAAUGUAGUUGAGGAACUAAUGAAACAUUCAGAUAUAACACUUGUUGUCACUCAAUGUUUGCGCAAGCUUCCUGACCUAGAGAGAUUACUUGGCCGCGUGAAGGCUAUUGUUCGGUCAUCGGCUUCUCUUCUUCUACCCUUACUUGGAACCAAAUUACUAAAACAACGAAUCAAAGCAUUUGGCUCACUUGUGAAAGGGCUGCGGGUUGGACUGGACCUUUUAAUGAUCCUACAGCAAAAAGAACGUGAUAUUUCAGCAUUGUUAAAUUAUCUGGUUGUACCGCCGUUAUGCGGUAGCAAUGGGCUUGACGAACACCUUACCCAAUUUGAAGCAGCAGUUGACAGCGACUUUCCCAAAUUCCAGGAUCAUCAUGUUUCAGACUGCGAUGCUGAGACUCUCGCUGUUCUAAUUGAAUUAUUUGUUGAAAAAGCUAUUUUAUGGUCUCAAGUAAUUGAUGCUCUCAGCUGCAUUGAUGUGCUAAGAUCUUUCGCAGCGACUGCAAACUCUUCAUGUGGGUCUAUGUGCAGACCUGUUCUGCUGCCCGUCACUUCUGGGCCCAUGGUCUCAUGCCAAGAGAGAGGACCUACACUUUCAAUCAAAGGGCUCUGGCAUCCAUAUGCUUUCGGAGAAACAGUGGGUGAAGUAAUUCCAAAUGACUUGCAUCUAGGGGAGGACGCAGACAGAUCUUGCCCUCGUACGUUGCUGUUGACAGGUCCAAACAUGGGUGGAAAAUCAACCCUGCUCCGAUCUACAUGUUUAGCAGUGAUCGUAGCCCAGCUAGGCUGCUUUGUGCCUGGUGAGACAUGCAUGUUAUCACCUGUGGAUACUAUCUUCACACGGCUUGGUGCAACUGAUCGAAUCAUGACUGGCGAGAGUACCUUUUUUAUUGAGUGUAUGGAGACAGCUUCUGUUCUUCGAAAUGCCACUGAUGAUUCCCUUGUUAUUCUCGAUGAACUCGGUCGGGGAACAAGCACCUUCGAUGGAUAUGCUAUAGCAUAUGCUGUGUUUCGCCACCUUGUUGAAAAGGUCCACUGUCGAUUACUCUUUGCAACUCACUACCAUUCUCUCACCAAGGAAUUUUCUUCCCAUCCUCAUGUAUCACUCCAACACAUGGCCUGCUCCUUUAAACCCAGUACCAGCAAAAGCUUGUUUAAAGGCGAUCAGGAGUUAGUUUUCCUUUAUCGUCUCACUUCUGGAGCAUGUCCAGAAAGUUAUGGAUUACAAGUGGCUCUAAUGGCAGGGAUACCAGAAAAACUAGUCAGAGCUGCAUCAAGAGCUGGUCAAGUGAUGAAAGCAUCUGUUGCAGAAAACUUCAAGUCGAGUGAGCAAAGGGCUUCCUUUUCGACGCUUCAUGAACAGUGGUUGAAGACUGUAUUGGCUUUAGCAAAAGGCUCAGAAGAAGAAUGCAGUUCGGAUGAAGAUUCGUGGGAUACAUUACUUUGUUUGUGGCUUGAGAUGAAGAGCUUAUACAAAGACUGAAAGGAAACAUGAACAGACUGGCCUAUGUAUGAGCCUUUACAUUCAAGGAAAUUCAAGAAGACUAGUGUUUGUGAUCAAUUUUGUAAAGAAAUGGAAAGUUUAUGUUUGUUUCAGAGUUGGUAAAUUAGUUUCGUCAUAUCCCUAUGUAAUUGCGUUACUCACCUCUGUAAAGUGUAAAGUCAUGUUGCUAUUGUCUACAAGAUGGACUUCCAUGUGAUGCGGGUCUCUUUAGCUGGUUUUGGUAUGUUGAUAGGCAACAACAUUUUAUUUACUUUGCUUGUACUGACUCUUCCAAUUUAGUGAGUAAUUAUUUUGUGUGG